CUCCAUACCACAGCUGGAGAGGCGCAAGAAGAGUCCGUGGAAUUGGAAAGGGGGAAGAAAGAGAGAGAACGAACCCGUUCCUGGCUUUUGACUGGACGGAAACCUUAGAAGCAGGCGCCCUUCUUUGCAGCCAUUGGCUGGCAGUCGGAGGAGCUAAACUUUUGGUGGCGGUCGGUGGGAAGGUAGCGGCUGUUGUUUAGUCUCAGUUUGGAAGAGCCGCGGGGAGGGUCUUUCGCUGGCUGGAGAACCAAGUUCUUGGCUGGAAGAAGCCUAACGGGACGAUCAGCUGGGUCGAUUGCACUUCUGAGAGCUCAGCGCUGCAGGCUGGAGGACCUUGGCUGUGUGGUUUCCAAAUUGCCGAACUAUUGUCUUAUCCCCUUUUUGGGGAGGGGAGUACUAAAAGUGGAGAGAGUAAGGACCGGGGGGGGUUGCCUGAUGGAAUAGCGGUGCUCCCUUGUACUUCAGUAGCCUGUAUUGAGGGUGUCCAGGUGUAGAUUCCCCUCUCCUUAACCGGGGUUGCUGUGGUUGUCAGUCAGCUAUGGAGCUAUUGGAAGGCGGGGAGCAGAACCUCUUGCAGUGGGAUCGAAAGCUGAGCGAGCUGUCAGAACCGGUGGACUCUGAUGCCCUGCUCUACAACACGCAUUUCACAGAACUCCUUGAUGAGUUUUCCCAGGACAUUUUGGGCCAGCUCCUGAACGAUCCCUUCCUGUCUGAGAAGAAUGAGAUGAUGGAAGUGGAGCUAUUGCCGGCUUCUCCAGCACCCCUCAUUCAGGCAGAGCACAGCUAUUCGCUGUGUGGCGACUCUCGACCCCAGUCCCCGCUGACCCACAUUUCAGCUGAUGACAAUUUCAAUGAAGGGGACCUGGAAAACGAAGACUGGAGCCUGGGCUCGGAUGUGGCCUCAGCCCCCAUCAAGACAGAACCAGCUGGGGGGGCAGCACCUGGCCUCACUCCCUCCAUCAGCCUCACUGCCACAGCGAGUAGCAUGACCCUGGAGGGGGAAGAGGCUCCGCUGCCGGAGGAUGGCACGGCUAAACCACUGAAUCACCAAAUUCUCCCAGAGAUCAAACUGGAGCCUCAUGAAGUGGAUCAGUUCCUGAACCUUUCUUCCAAGGAAGCCAUGGAUACCCUUCACAUGCCUCCAACUCCCCCCAGCAGCCAUGGCAGCGACUCUGAGGGUGGCCAGAGCCCAACCAGGUCCCUUCCACCAUCAAGUCCCACACAGUUACAAGCCACUGUUAAAGUGACACCACGUGUGGCUUCCGUGCUUACCAAUUCUCCUCUCUUAACAGCUCCACAUAAGCUCCAGGGCACGGGUCCUCUGAUCUUGACAGAGGAGGAGAAGAGGACACUGAUAGCAGAAGGGUACCCUAUCCCUACAAAGUUGCCUCUCACAAAAGCAGAAGAGAAAGCACUUAAGAAGAUCCGCAGGAAAAUCAAGAACAAGAUCUCUGCCCAGGAGAGCAGAAGGAAAAAGAAAGAAUACAUGGACAGCCUGGAGAAAAAGGUUGAGUCCUGCUCCACUGAGAACAGUGAACUUCGCAAGAAAGUGGAAGUUCUGGAGAACACAAACAGAACACUCCUGCAGCAAUUACAGAGGCUCCAGGCUGUGGUGGCUGGCAAAGUGUCUCGCUCGUGCAAAGCUGCGAGUACCCAAACAGGAACGUGUCUCAUGGUGGUAGUAUUAUGCUUCGCAAUUAUUUUUGGCAGCUUCUCACAGACUUAUGGGCCUAAUUCCUCUACCACAAAGGCAGUCCUGCCAACUCAGCAUUCCACACCAGAGUCAUAUACAGCCUCCAUAGUGCGGUCGAGGAGCUUGUUAACUUACGAGGGGCCUCACCCACUGGAGGAACCGCAUCUCUCAGAUCACAGCAGCAGCUGGGACAAGCACAUGGAUGCCUCCCAACACUCAUCUGUGUCCUUCGAAUCCAUCUCCAGGGCACAACAUGACCACAUCACAGAGAUCACAAUAGCCAACGAAACCCGGCUCGAGAAGUCAGUGCUGGUGGAACUGAAGCAGCACAGAGUCGGCUCAGAGCUGGAUGCCAACAAAACACUGAAGUUCAUUGAAAUUGACAGAAGAGUUAAUGCUACAUCUUAAAAAGGACAUGAAUACGGGAUCUUUCUUGUCUCUUCUUCUUCUUGCCAACCAAAGGACUGAGGAACUUGUCACUGUCAGUAAAUCCAAGGCAGGAGGGGAAACAUUUGUCUGACUUCCAUACCAAAUGGAGAGGAAGUGGCUUGGCUUUGCCGUUCUUGUUCUCUCUCCCCCCUUCUCCAAUUGCUACUGUCCAAAGCCACAUUCUUUAGCUUGCCUUUGUGGACUUGCACCCAGCAGGGAGCAUCUAAAGGCAGCUGGGGCCAAGAAGAUGUUGCUGAUAGGGGUAUUAGAGAAGCCAGCAUAGCCUCUCAUCUUGGUGCUGAAUGAAUACCCCAGCAAUGCUCACAAUGUUGUAAAAGCACAUGAUGUAUCUCAGUUUCCUUAGAGUAUGUACAAAGAGAGUGAGUUUCAUAGAGGCUUUUCUGGCUGAAAUGCAUUCUGUGCUAUUGGGGUGAGGAGUGAAUUCAUGAUCCAUUUUUAUAGGGAAAGGACAGCAUAAGUUGGCCAACAUCUGUAAUAUUACUCUGAAAAAGGAGCUUAGUUUAUAAACUUUGUUCCACAUGGUAAAGUAGAAAUAUGCCUACUGGAAAAGGCAUGGUUGGUUUUAGAAGAAGAAUGUGACUGGUUGUAGAGAGCAGUGAAGGUGGGUAAGAAGGAACAGUUGAUCAAAAUUUCCAGUGGGUUGCCAGUGUAAGAUUAUGGGAGCACUAGCCCAGUUAUCUUAGAAUACUUAAACUCAGUUAUAUCAGAAUACUUUUCAUCCCAGAGUGAUGUUUCUCUGAAAAACUGAUAUUGUGGACUCUCUUCUAUGCUAUUUCUGGUGUAGAAAAAUGGAAUGAGUUCAAAUUGUCAGAAGCCCUGGUCAGUCUUGAAAGGGUCUUUGUACGCUUCCUUUAAUAGAAUUUGAGCUUUAUGUGAUUAUAAAUAGACCCACAGUAGCGCUGUCCUCACUUCUCCUUUAACACCGGAGUACUUUGCUAAAGAGACUAGAUUACUCUGCAUCUCUGCUCCUACAUCCUGCAGCUAUGGAAGGUAAAUUCUGCAAGUUGUCUAUGAGUUGGGUGAAAUAUUCUGGUGUGUAGAUGGAGAUUCUGUUCAGCAUUGGCCACUGCUGUCCCCCCUUUUUAAAAAUUAAAAACCAUGCUACAUGUAUAACUCCUCUCCCUUCCACAAUACACAAAGGACUAGAAGCUUGUGACUGUAUUAAAUAAAGUAAAGGCUGGGAUUUAUAGGAAAUCUGGUAGAUCUGCUGUCUCCCAUGAUUUGUAAAAGUACUGUGCAAUAAACAUUGGUUAAUCUACAAAGAAGAAGAUAUUUAGUGGCUUAAAGGCUCUGGCCUACCUUUUAUUUUUUCCUUUCUGUGUAUGACCCUACAGAAUCAUCUCUGGUACUGCUGAUAUAACUCUGCAUGGCAGAAAAGGCAAAAUUCAGUCCAUCUGUUGUUUGGUCUGCAUGAGAAUCAGGAGGGGGGGGGAUCCUCCUGAAUCCAAACAUCUUGAAAAUCCAUUUGCUCUGACUUCCCCACCAUCCCUCCUCUGCUCUGUUGUAAAUAGUAUUUAUUAGUUUUCCCGCAGUUUCAUCUGGCAGCCGGAUCGAUGAGCCAAGGCUGCAAAAUCUUCCAAAUGCUCUUGGUGAAUUCUUGAGAAACUUCCAAACUUGUUUCUGAGUUCCUAGAAUGAAGCGGAACAUCAACACUGUCACUUGUUCGAGCCUUUCCCCCUUCCUGAUUUUGUGUGUGUUCUGAAAGCAGGUGAUGUCAUGUGAAACAGGGAAGACUUUAAAUACCUGUCUGCUUGGCAAGUUCCAAGCUAUUGUUCGUUCGUAUGAAUCACACCUUCCACCUGGGACACCAGCAGCCAGUUUGAGAGGUCAGAAAAUCCAGUAAAUAUCUGCUCCAGCUCUGGUAAUGAGGGGCUGUUGGUACAGUUGCCUGUGUGGGUAUUUGUUAAUGUGGAUAUCUUCAGAGUACAACACAUACUUUUUCCUCCCAACAAAUAAUAUAGCACCUGGGCGCCUCUAACAAAAUUAUAGCUGUCUGCUUAGAUCUUUCAAAACAAGUUCUGUUGCUUUCCGGUGUCCCCCCCCCCCCCCAGAUUAUUCCAAAUGGUUAUAUAUGCAAAUGUCAAACUUUUAAAAGCAGUGGGGUGUCUUAUUCUUUCUGUUAUGCAUCCUCUUAAUGACUCUCUGUUUCAAAAAUUGUCCUUGUCACUGAUUUUAUAAGUCUGUAUCACACUUUUGAAACAGUUUGUGCGUGGACUUUUGAAGAAGAUGGCAUUAUUUUAAAUUCUGUAUCUAUGUAAAUCAGCAACGAGUUCAGUGAUGGUUCUGAAUCUAUGUUCCUAGCACAUAUAUAUGGUGGCUUUGUUUUUAUUUUGUUUUGGUUUUUCGCUGUAUAUAUGCUAUAGCUCCACUCUUAUUUCUCCCCCUUGCAUUUGCUAUUUGUUACCAUAUAAAUUAAUGUAUUUCAAUAUGUCUGAUUCUAAACCAGACUUCCUCUGAUGUAAUCAGUGGUUUCAAUUUUAAGCCAAGCUGUAAGAUUUGUUCCCUUUUUUCCCAUCAGCUGCACUUAGAAACGGUAUCCAAUCCUUGAUUAUAAAGCUGGGUUUCAUGUCAAAUUGCAAAUGUCCAAUUUUUCUCUUUUUGAAAUAAUUCAAUGUGUGUGGGCUUUGUGUGUGUGCAUUUAAACCUUCAAUUUUAAGGAGCAGAUACUGUCUGGGCACAGUUUGACUGUCAGUCAAGUAAAUGAGUAGCAAUAAUUGCCCCAACAGCAUGGAUUUCCAUGAUGAACUUGGGCUCUUUAAUGCUAGAAGUCCAUUGUAGAAGAGACAUACCAUAAAGCAUUGUAUAUUUAGCAUCUGUUCCCCCCCCCCCCGCCAAGGACAAAAAUAGCUCAUCUUUAAAUUGCUAAUUGGAAACUGGCCAUCUUUCUUUUUAAAAAUGUUUUUGAAGGUGAAACAGUAGGCCACUACUCUAGUGACUAAAAAGAAAGUAGAGUGUUUUUAAAAUACAUAAUUGGCUUAUUAAUGUGGUUCUCCAGGCUCUCAGUUAGAAAAGGAUCUUCCCCAACAGCUGUUAUGAAGGAUCUUUUUACUGCAGAUGUCAAAGGUUAAACCUGAGACCACCUGUAUGCAGUACAACUGAGCUGUGUCAUUUUCAAUUGGAGCCAUUUGUGCUGAGAUUUGAACUCAAUUCUUCCGGAUCCAAAUCUAGCACUCCUUUUCUAUCUCCCCAAAAUAUAUGGAAGAGAGAGACAGAAUGUUUGACAGAUUUCUGUCCUGAUGUCUCAGGAGAGGUGCUGUCAGCUCAGAGAAAGGACAAGGUGUUUGUGGGGGUUUUUUCCCCAUUGAGAGGGUAGCCCUCUUCUCUAAAUGCCCUUUUGUGAUUGAGGUGAUGACAUCAGCAGUCAGUUGCCCAAUCCUUGCCCUCUUUCCAUUGGCAUGUUUGAAAAUCUUGACAUUUCUUUCUAAAAUUCUCUGAAGUGAGCCAUCGUAUCACCUGGUUUCAUGUCCUAGGCUAGCCCGAUCUCAUCAGAUCUUGGAGGCUAGGCAGGGUGGCCCCUGGUUAGUACUUGAUAGGAGACCAUCUAAAACAGGGGUGUCAAACUCAUUUGUUAUGAGGGCCGGAUCUGACAUAAAUGAAACCUUGAGGGGCCGUGUUGGAUUGGGCCAAGCCAUGUCAGGUCGGGCCAUGUGUGUACCUCUUUAAGAUUAAGUAGGAGAAAUAUAAAUUUUAUAAAGAACACAGACAAACACAAAUAUAUUUUUUAAAAAACUUAAAACAUGCUUAAGACGUUAGCACUUGUUGGUCUUAAGGAUGCUUUCUUUGUAUUUCUCCCUUAGGAUCCAGAGAACUGGACAAAGGAAGCUCUGGCUCUUUCCUUCCUUCCCCAGGGGACUGGGGAGGGGAGCCUCAGCCAAUGGAGAAAAUAGAGGUUUUACUCUAUAGCUCCUGAGCAAUUGAGCAAGCCUUGCAAAACAAGCUGUUAUGCAGAAGGUAUCAAGAGAGAGAGGGAGAAGGAAGCAGAUGACAGCCAGUUGCUCGGGGGCCUGAUAGAAGCCCUCCAGAGGCCUGAUUUGGCCCCCAAACUGCAUGUUUGACACCCCUGAUCUAGGAAAUUGAGGGCUGCUAUGCAGAAAGAAGGCAAUGACAAACCUCCUCUGAUCAUUUCUUGCCUGGAAAACUCUACUGGGUCACCAUAAAUCAGUGGUGACUUAAAUUCACACAUUUAGCAACCAUAUGUCAAAUGCAGAUAUAUUCAACAAUAUAUAUGCAUGCAUGAAGCAGAUCGGUGGAUAAAUCAUUCACAAUUUCAUGGGGAUUUGCGAAGUUUAUUUUAGCAAACAAAUGGUUGGUGACUUCUAGUGUGCAGCAGAACUUAAUAAUUGUUCAUGCUGUACAAAAUAUGACAAUGGGAUUCCUAAUGAGAUUACAAUGUUAACAAUUUUCGCAACCCCCCCCCCCCCUUUUAUAAUUUUGCUUCUUAAUUACUAGUUCCACUGAUCUGCUGCUUUUCACACCCUGGUUCCUCUCUGUCAUUGUUGAUGCAUACACUGCAAGCUGAGAAACGUAACACACUGUCUCACUGCAUAUUGGGAUGUUAGCAGAGACCUGAGUCUCUGCUCAGUCCUUGCUCAUAACUUCACGUGUUAAGGACAUAAGAGCCCUGCUGGAUCAGACCAUCUAGCCCAGAAUACUGUCUCCCACAGUGGCCAACCAGUUCCUCUGGAGGUCCAACAACAGGGUAUAUGUAGUCCAGCUAGGUUAAACUCUUUCCUCUGAAUCGAAGGCUUGUAUUUUCAUGCACUUAAUCUGACCAAAGCUUGCAGGAUAUUUAAUUAUGAGCGUAGGACUGCAUCUGUCCUAAGGAUUGUACAGGAGUCAGAAGUGAUAUGCCAGGACUAUCUAAAUUGGCACCUUUCUAUCCAUACAUUUCAUUUAUUCCGUCUGUGUAAAUACAUCAAUAUGUUUUUGUGGUUUCCAUUUGAAUGGAUUUGUCUUGCAUGAAAUAUGGCUAUUAUCUAGCUAAGCAGAAACACGAAAAAAAAAACCUCUGGAAUUCCUAAUAUCCCUUUUGACUUCAGUCUCUUUGUUCUUUCCUUUGCAGCGUUGGUUGAGCUUUUUGUUAAACGUGACCCUUUAAAAAACAAUUUAUAUGUAAUUUUUCUAUAUGCAUUGCUCAUCUAGGUCUGUCGUCACUUGUUUGUUCACACUGUACACUGGGAGGGGGGGAUUUUUGUAUAGAGAACCUGUUUUCUUAUAUUGUUAAGCAGACGAGUCUAAAACCAAAUAGCAAACUAAGUGCUUUUUUUGUAUGUAGCUGAAUAAAGUAUGUAAUGCUUUAUCUGUUCCUUGCAAAUAAAUAUUUUCCUAAAGAAAAAAAUAAAUAAAAACCUUGUGUCAUUCUGCUA
Heteronotia binoei (common prickly gecko) is the source of this 7509-nucleotide messenger RNA. RefSeq names its product cAMP responsive element binding protein 3 like 2 (gene CREB3L2). The coding region runs from base 539 to 2101 and encodes 520 amino acids. Lineage: Eukaryota; Metazoa; Chordata; Lepidosauria; Squamata; Gekkonidae. The record is from RefSeq and is a predicted model, not a curated record. Gene Ontology annotation, molecular function: cAMP response element binding; DNA-binding transcription factor activity, RNA polymerase II-specific. Gene Ontology annotation, biological process: regulation of transcription by RNA polymerase II. The transcript has 12 exons.